AAAAAAGCAACAAAGAAAAAUCUCAUCAAAAUCUCAUUAAAAACUAACAAAAAAGUACAAAUUCACCUAAAAAUUGCUCAAAACUUGUUACAAAAAUCCGUCCUUUGUUAAGUUUUAAUUUUAUUUUCUUUGUUACGAUGAGUGAUUUGCUCAAUUUCAACGAUUCCUCGCCCUCGGAGUCAAUAAUUCAACAAAAUAUCAAUUCCUCGCCCCGCAAAAGUCUCGAUAACAACCCAUUUGAUCGUGUUUGCAAGCAAGUCGAGAACUUUUCCGCCGAUCCCUUCGAAUUUGUGGCAGCUCAAAGCAAGAAUUUCAAACCUGUGAUUUCGUGCAUUCGUACGGGAAACCUUUUGGGACUCGGCGACGAGAGUUUCGACAAGGAGAAUAACAAUAAUGAGGGAAAUAUUUCGCCCGCAAAGAGUGCCGAGAAGAAAAUUUCUCGUCGCUCAACUACAGAUUCGGGCAAAAAACGCGACAGUUUGUUGAAAUUGAGCAUCGUAAAUGCAUCAAAGUCGGCUUUGACACACAACGAUGUCGUCGCGGAGAAUCAAAUUGGCGAAAAGUGGAUGAACAUGGAUAUGCCGGAUGACUCCUUCAACGAUCUGAUGAAGCAAGAAUGUGUUCUCGUGGAUGCUGUCGACUCGGAUAUGUCCCUGAAUGACUUUGAAAGUGAACUUAACAUUCCAAUGUUGAAGGAAUUGGCGUCGAAAAAGGACGAAGAGACAUCCGAAACGUCAAAAAGUGACGAAAAAUCGCCCGUAAAUGAGACUCACACGAGUAUCAUUGAUCGAGCGAUCGCCAAAUUGAACGAAAUUAAGCUCGCAAAGUCCCGUCAAACGAAUUUGGAUGACACAAUGACAAAAUUAAAGGAGAUGGUAUCAAAAGUUGACACAAAUGGCAAUGGAGAGGCGUCUCAAUUGGUCGAACAGUUGUGUGCGGCCCUCAACAAAUCAGGAAAUAGCAAUAAAAAUACUCUUGAACCGCCUCCCGUGAUGGUUCGACAAGGCACAUUCGACAUUGACAAGGAAGAAAAUGACGAAUCGACUGAAAUGCCUCUCGCGGGAAGUGAUUCGCCGCAGCUACAAAGCGUAAUUGACAAAUUGAGUGAAGUUUUGGGCAACGUGAAUGUCAUUCAGAGUCCCGACAAUCCUCAAGCGGCAAAUCCUGUCGUUGUUGUUGUCGUAAAUAAUCCCGAUGUCGGAUACGGAGGCAUGUCAGAUACAGUAACUCUCGCUCAGCAUCACAAUUUUAACACGCCACAGCCUAAAAUGCGCACGAGACGAAGUCAAAGCUUCAGUAGCGCUUGUCGCCCGAAUACCGUCGCUCCGAGUGCAAUGCGACGAGAGUCAAUUGCUGUCGCGACGCCUCAGAGAAACAACAUUAACGUCACAAGACGAAGUUUUUCCUUCAAUUCUCCAGCUGCGGCGAAACCAGUUGUUGCGAAACGAACGUCAAUUGUUCCCUCGACUACUUUUAAUCAAAAAAGUGCCUUAACUACGAUGAAAAAACCCGCCGUUCCCCCAUCUACGGCUCCAAAUCGCAUGAGUUUCAUGGAUAAAUUGAAGCCCAAAAUUGGAAUUCAACAAAAAAAGCCGACAACGAUCACAACGAGAAACGGUCCGAUGAAAGUCGUGUACAAUCCGCGUGAUAAAUCGCCCAAUUCUUCGGUUAAUUCGACAAUCAAAUCCUUAUCGAGUACGUUAAAUCGCUCCGUUCAACCUCCGAUUGCGCAAUCGACGCCCAUGUCUCGUUUCGCGACACCGCAAAAACCUUCGCGAUUGUCCAUCGUUACGCCAAAUCGCCCAACGACAGCAGCUUCGACCUUAACUGUCCCCAAAAACCCGGCGGGAACGAAUAUUCGACGUCGCAGUUCAUUCAACGACAAGGAAAAGCCCGUUUUGAAUGCGAAACCGAAAUUAACUGUAACUCGCCCAAGUACGGGAGGGCUUUUAACACAGCGAAAGUUUCCUUCGGGAGUGUCAACAGCCUCUUCGGCGACAGGAACGACGAGAACAAGCACAUCACGGGCUCCAAUGACACUGAAAAUGAGAAAAUAAACGAAGAAAAUGAUGACAAGUACUUAUUAGCUUUUGACGAAAUGGAGUUUGACUGCCAUAUUUUUACAGGAUGCCGCUUCUAGCCAUAAAAAAUAAAUGUUUUUAA
Molecule: messenger RNA, 2163 nt
Organism: Culicoides brevitarsis
Lineage: Eukaryota; Metazoa; Arthropoda; Insecta; Diptera; Ceratopogonidae
Exons: 2
Coding region: 138-2057 (639 amino acids)
Source: RefSeq, a predicted model, not a curated record